Molecule: messenger RNA, 732 nt
Organism: Rana temporaria (common frog)
Lineage: Eukaryota; Metazoa; Chordata; Amphibia; Anura; Ranidae
Product: gastrula zinc finger protein XlCGF71.1-like
Exons: 1
Biological process (GO): regulation of transcription by RNA polymerase II; central nervous system development
Cellular component (GO): nucleus
Molecular function (GO): DNA-binding transcription factor activity, RNA polymerase II-specific; RNA polymerase II cis-regulatory region sequence-specific DNA binding
Source: RefSeq, a predicted model, not a curated record
AAGUGUUUCCAUUUUCAAUCCGAUCUUUCCACACAUCAGAGAUCUCACACAGGGGAGAAGCCGUAUUCCUGUCCUGAGUGCAGGAAAUGUUUUUCACGGAAGUCCGAUCUUUACAUACAUCAGAGAUCUCACACGGGGGAGAAGCCGUAUUCCUGUCCUGAGUGUGGGAAAUGUUUUUCACAGAAGUCCAUUCUUUCCAAACAUCAGAGAUCUCACACAGGGGAGAAGCCGUAUUCCUGUCCUGAGUGUGGGAAAUGUUUUACUCAGAAGUCCAAUCUUUACAUACAUCAGGGAUCUCACACGGGGGAGAAGCCGUAUUCCUGUCCUGAGUGUGGGAAAUGUUUUUCACAGAAGUCCUAUCUUUCCAAACAUCAGAGAUUUCACACGGGGGAGAAGCCGUAUUCCUGUCCUGAGUGUGGGAAAUGUUUUUCAGUGAAGUCCCAUUUUUCCAGACAUCAGAGAUCUCACACGGGGGAGAAGCCGUAUUCCUGUCCUGAGUGCGGGAAAUGUUUUUCACGGAAGUCCAAUCUUUCCACACAUCAGAGAUCUCACACAGGGGAGAAGCCGUAUUCCUGUCCUGAGUGUGGGAAAUGUUUCUCAGUGAAGUCCUAUCUUUCCACACAUCAGAGAUCUCACACGGAGGAGAAGCCGUAUUCCUGUCCUGAGUGUGGGAAAUGUUUCUCAGUGAAGUCCAAUCUUUCCACACAUCAGAGAUCUCACACGGGGGAGAAG